Kockovaella imperatae is the source of this 1617-nucleotide messenger RNA. RefSeq lists its product as hypothetical. The record is from RefSeq and is a predicted model, not a curated record. Lineage: Eukaryota; Fungi; Basidiomycota; Tremellomycetes; Tremellales; Cuniculitremaceae. The transcript has a single exon. The coding region runs from base 94 to 1464 and encodes 456 amino acids.
GCUUUCCCUUCCUUAUCCCUUUCAGAUUGUCCCUUCCUAUCUUCUCGAUUUGUCUGUCCAACGAGGUCUAGCUCCCUCAAACAUCAGCAAAAGAUGACAGAUGCUCCCUAUCCUUUCCCGCCUGAGCCCGAAGCGACGGCCGAAUCGUCAUCUAGUUCACCCAGUGGCGAGUUUGAUUCUGGCUCUAAACGGAGGCUCUCAUUAAGACGUGGUUCCAACAAUGGUAGAGAUGAAAUCAAGAAACAUCGUGAAUCGCCUCAUCUACGUCGUUCCUCUCGUACGGAUACAACACAACAAAGAGAUUCGGCCGAUGUAUCGGGCGGUGUCGAUGAUCUAUCAAAGGAAGCUAUUGGCUCCGGUCAACGACACGAAGACGUUGACCCUGAACCAGUUCAAGGGGUCACGACAAACACUAGUGUCCAUGAGCCAAGUCAUGACUCGAAACGUGUCAGAAGGAGGUCAAAAGAGGACCAUUCUUCUUCAUUGUCUUCCCCUCGUCCUCCCGCUUCGCCUCCUGCUGCGUCCUUUUCAUCCUUCGAACCUGUCAAACGGUCCAGAAAAUUCAGUCCAUCCGGUCAAAUCACAGAAAAACAUCAUUUCGUCGCCAAACGUCCCCCCAGCACUGGCUUACCUGUGCAUCGUUCGACUUUCGACCCGGGACCAACAUCUCAUCCAUCUCUUUCGCCUCAUCCGACAGCUUCAAAAGUUGCCAUUUCAGAAUCAUCUUCCUCUCAUUCAUUCUCUCGACCUCCUCGUUCACUCACGGCGACCUCGCCCUCCAGCUCGACAUCUAUCGAUAGUACAUCUCACGUCUUCUUAUCUGCACCUGCUCCUUCUUCCCUCACUGCCAUUUCAAGUGACGCCGGGUACCAUUAUCCAUCCUCUCGCCCCAGUCACCCACAUCAUCCACAUCUACCAACGCCCAUCUCUGCAGGCUCACGCUCAGGCUCAGCUUCAGCCUCAGCCUCGGGUGCACAGCAACCCCGCUCAUCCAUGACUUCUGGCUGGAUCAUGUCCGAGCGUGAGCAGGCAAACGUCAACCAAAUAGAUAGAACAGACCGUGAAGAGGAAGACGAAGAUCAAGGAAGAUCUUCUCGGCGUCGUUUAGAGUUGGAUGUUGAUGUUUCUCGACCGCGUUCACGACAUCACGAUCAGUCCAUGAAAACAGAAGAUCCCGAAUCCCAAUCUGCCAUUUCAUCUUCCUAUUCCUCUUCUCGUUAUUCUCGUCCAUCUCAACAAGGUCUCUCGACGUCCGCGCCGUCUCGAUUCCCAUCUCCUCCUCCAUCUUUUAGCCUGUCUUCUGGCCGUCCGCUCGUUCAACCUCCUGCAAAGACUCAAGCAGCCUUUGUAGGGAAAUUAUAUGCCAUGUUGGAAGACGAAGAAAUAAUCAAGACGGGUUUGAUCCAUUGGAGUCCAGAUGGGACCAUCUUUACAUGUCCUAAUCCGACAGAAUUCGCAAAGUGAGUCGGCGUAGUCACCUACGGUCUCUGUUUUUUUUUUGUGACACGAUGUGUUCCGCGACAGAGUGGUGUUGCCCCGAUUUUUCAAGCAUAACAAUUGGCAGUCUUUUGUUCGCCAAUUGAACAUGUAUUCGUGAGUUGCAGUCAUCAACAAUCU